Molecule: messenger RNA, 837 nt
Organism: Aspergillus nomiae NRRL 13137
Lineage: Eukaryota; Fungi; Ascomycota; Eurotiomycetes; Eurotiales; Aspergillaceae
Product: protein kinase domain protein
Exons: 4
Coding region: 1-837 (278 amino acids)
Biological process (GO): protein phosphorylation
Molecular function (GO): protein kinase activity; ATP binding
Source: RefSeq, a predicted model, not a curated record
AUGACUGUCCGGCGACUUCUAUUGGCCCUUGAUUUCUUGCACGCGGAGGCUGAGGUUAUUCAUAUUGAUCUCAAGACCGACAAUUUGAUGCUCAGCCUAGAGGAUACCUCCGUGCUGGUGGACUUUGUAACAGCGGAAUCCGAAAACCCAAGCCCUGGGAAGUUGAUUGGCCAGUCACAUAUCAUUUACAGCAGUCGAAAGUUUCGCAGGCCCACCGAAGCCAAGCACUACAGUCUCCCAAUCCUAUGUGACUUUGGUGAGGCCAGAAUUGGCAAAACGCAGGAGUCAGGGCCUUUCGUCCAGCCACACAUAUACCGAGUACCGGAGGUUAUUUUCGAAAUGCCUUGGGGAAGCGCUAUCGAUAUCUGGAAUCUUGCAGGCCUUAUUUGGGAUCUGUUCGAAGGGCAGCAUCUGUUUGGAGAUAUAUUCGAUGCCAGAGGUGGACAUGACCCGUUCAGGUAUCUCGCACUUAUGGUAGCCUUGAUUGGGCCGCCGCCACCCGAAUUUGUGAGGCGUAGCGAGACGAUGGGGCAGUGCUUUGAUUCGAGCGGUGGCUGGAUCGCUCACCAUGAAGCCCCUGUACCCUCCGUUUCAUUGGAGGCCCUGGAAAAGCGGCUCGGCGGCGAGGAGAAAGAGUUAUUUUUAGCAUUCGUUAGGCCAAACAGCUUCUUAAAUAUCCGUUCUUGCUCUAGCAGCCGCUUGUCCCAGAUGGGGACAUCUCGCAUCAAUUAUAUACUGCGAACAGGCGACAAGAAGUUCAUUCAGGGCCUCAGACAUUAUCGACGUGACUUAUUCCUACCUCAUAAGGCAGAAUAUGGUGCCAACAGUCAAAAUUGA